Molecule: messenger RNA, 837 nt
Organism: Prorocentrum cordatum
Lineage: Eukaryota; Dinophyceae; Prorocentrales; Prorocentraceae
Source: the annotation of a GenBank genome assembly
GUCUCCAUCUUCCCCACCCCCGUGGGCGGGCCUGUGGACGUCAAUGGCUGUGAGCACGCCAGGGCCCCCGUCUUCCCGUCCGUCGUGCAGCCGCCGGUGUUCCCGAACGAGGUCCCCUUCUCCGUGCCCGCGCCGCCGUUCGCCGUGCCCAACUUGUCACAGGUGUUCGUGCCGCAGCCUCGGGUGCCUGCUGCGCCAGAGGAGACGCGCCGUGCCCGUGGCCGCCCAUGCAGCCCGUGGGGAGCCUCGCGGGCGUGGCCGGCCUCACGGGCCCGGCGGAGCGCCGCGACUCGGACUCCUCGGCCGAGACCGCCUGCACUGGCGGGUCCGACUGCGUGCUCCGCUCCGACCAGGUCAAGCACAAGAUCUCCUGGGCCAGCACGCGGAUGCCGUCAACCGCGGCCAGCGAGAUUGCCUCAGAGGACGUCGACGAGCGAGACAGGUUCCCCGAUCCUGGGCACCUUCGGCAGCAGCCCACCAGGACCGUCAGAAUCGCCGAGUGCCUGUCGACGGACCGCCGGUGACCCGACGCGCAAGAAGUCGAAGUCGAGCAAGCCCGUCGAGCAGACUGGCCCCAGCAAGGGCUACCCGAACAAUUGGAGUCCAGGUGUGACGACAGUGAUGGUCCGCCAGCUCCCGCGCCACUGGUCGCACGCCAUGUUCCUCGAGGAGGUUGUGCACCGUGGUUUCAAGGGGUUGUUUGACUUCGUCUACCUCCCACAUGACUUCAAGAAGGGUUCCCACGUUGGCUUCGGAUUCAUCAACUUCAUGGAAGAUCAACAUGCUUUGAGCUUUGUGAAGGAGAAUUCCACGGCCUGUAUCUGGACGACCACAUGA